AUGACUUGGGACGUUGGGGCUGUUCCUUGUGCAGGAGGCGCUAACGUUCCUGGGCUCAAUGCGCUGUUGGAACAGUUUGGUAUGGCCUUCGCAGGAGAUGUACUGACGGGUACAUUUGCUACUGGCCCCCAUAGUAAGCUGCAUCACUACAGAAGUGGUACGAGCAUUGCUCGUUUCCCACGCGAUGGGUAUCUAUUAUCUACCCCGUUAGAGAAUCAGGCCGGGCAUAUCAUGAGAGCUGCCUCUUACACUGCACGGCAGGCAGCGAUCCUAGGCCUUUACACGCUCCCUGGUAAAGGUAGCAAUAUCGUGCUGUAUGGAGACAGCAAUCUAAUUGACGAGGUGCAUCAGCCGGAGGUAACCUUUGAGCUAUUUUUAGAACUGGUGCGGUUUGCGGUGGAGGGCACAAGGGACCCACACCUGACAUUUAGUACCGAAAUUCUGGACGUCGAUUACGUCGCUCAGGACACAAGUGUACCUGAAUGGCCUUUACGAGAUGUGCACCAACACAAAUAUAACAGCGGUCUUCCCACCACCACCUCGGCAGCGUGUCGGUGUCUAAAUAUGUCAUCACCUGACAUCUAUCUGACAACUGACACGCCUGAUAACUCCGCACACGCUCUACCGGGAUUGCCCGCAAUGCGUUCGGAUUACGAGUUUAAAUGGACGGAUAGUACAGACAGUCAUAGUUCAGAGCAGCCACGCAAUGGGGAAGUGCUGGGUUUGUCACAUGGAUACCUCGAGGGGAGCUUUAGUCUGUUAGUGGUGGCAGCGGGUGUGCUUCUACUAGUGCGAGUGGUAAGGAGCGGCAAUAUUCGGAUCCGCUUUCCGAUUCGAUGA
This is a messenger RNA of Sphaeroforma arctica JP610, 840 nucleotides long. RefSeq lists its product as hypothetical. The record is from RefSeq and is a predicted model, not a curated record. NCBI's taxonomy places the organism in Eukaryota, Ichthyosporea, Ichthyophonida. The coding region runs from base 1 to 840 and encodes 279 amino acids. The transcript is spliced from 5 exons.